Molecule: messenger RNA, 543 nt
Organism: Phoenix dactylifera (date palm)
Lineage: Eukaryota; Viridiplantae; Streptophyta; Magnoliopsida; Arecales; Arecaceae
Source: RefSeq, a predicted model, not a curated record
AUGACGACCCCUUUCUUGUCCCUUACGUUCCCCACCCCAUCCAUAUGGUCCGGCGCGAGCUCCCCGACUUCCUCCGCGGCGACAGCCCCAUCACCGCCGCCGUGGACGACCUCAGUGAAGGCGAAUCCGGAAGCCUCGGCGUCGUUUUUCAACAGUUUCGCCGAGAUCGAGUCCGCCCUCGCCGACCUCUACUUCAAAGUCGACCGCAAGCGGUCCUGGUUCGUGGGCCCCGUCGCGCUCGCCUCAGCCAACGCCGGUGACCUCGCCGCCCGCGGGGGCGACGACCCAGCCGCCGCUGCCAACCGCGAGCGCUGCCUCUCCUGGCUUGGCACCAAGAAACCAAAGUCGGUGGUGUAUGUUUGCUUCGGAAGCUGGAGCCACUUCUCCGGCGAGCAACUGAAGGACAUGGCAUUGGGGUUGAAGUUGGCCUGGCACCCGUUUGUUUGGGUGGUGAGGGAGGCCGCCGGCGAGGGGUGGAUGCCGGAGGGGUUCGAGAGGCUGUUGGAGGGGAGGGGUCCGGUGAUAAGGGGAUGGGCCCCUUAG